Molecule: messenger RNA, 1341 nt
Organism: Rotaria socialis
Lineage: Eukaryota; Metazoa; Rotifera; Eurotatoria; Philodinida; Philodinidae
Source: the annotation of a GenBank genome assembly
AUGUCAACUCAUUCAACAAAUGGACCAAUUUUAGCUACUGAUCUAGACCUUAAUCAGUGGAAAAGAAUAUUUGAUAAUUGUGGCUUACUCUGUGGUAUUUGCAUGAAUGAUAAAGAACCUACUCGUGCUAUGCAACCCAUUGUCAAAUUUAAAGAAUCAAUUGAUUGUAAGCCACUUUUUCAAGUUCGUGAUGAUUGUGAAAUUCGAACCUAUAUGAGAAAUAAAAGAAUGAAAAGUUGGUUUGUUUCAAAUAGCUAUUUUGAUGGAGGCUUGGAUUUGUCUUUAUUUGGUGCUGGAGCUAAUAUGGCUUAUUCGAAAGAUUAUUCAACAAACAAAGAAACACAAACAAAAUAUUCAACUUGUGCGUAUCAUUUUCGACGUGUUAUUAUGAAAUUGGAUUUAAAAUAUCUUGAACUAAAUCAAUCAUUUAUCAAUGAUAUUGACUGCGUUUUAAGAAAUUAUUCAGAAUAUAAAGAAAAAACGAAAGAUUUUUCAAAAGUAGACUCUGAUGACCAUAAAAAAACGAUGUCAAGAAUUCACAAUGAUUUAGAGCAAGUCUUUUCAACUUAUGGUCAUGUUUAUCCUAAAGAAGUUACACUUGGUGGUCAUCUAUUUCUUACAGAAGAACAUUCCAUUUAUUCAUCUUCUAAUGAAGAUACAAUACGAAAAAGUGGCGAGAUCCGUUUUAAAUCUAUUUUUUCAAAACUGAUUGAAAUUCAUGCAAAGAGUGGGUCUUCAUAUACAUCAGAACAUGAACACAGUUAUGAAAAAUUAUCAACUACCUUGGAAGCUGUUGGCGGUAAUACACUAUAUGCUAGUGAUCCAGAACAAUGGAUGAAAACUAUAGCAGAUCCAAUGCUUUGGCGUAUUAUUGAACAAAAGGAUUACAAACCAAUUAUGGAUUUACUUAAUGAACAACAGCGAGCUAUCAUUGAAGGUUGGCGUGGUCGCCGGAUGGACUGGCGAUUUCUGCAGGAUCAGUUAUAUUUUCUAAAGCAUAAGCCUAAAUCUGAAUAUGGAAAAGAUCUUGGCAAAACAGUUAAUUUUAGCUUAGCUGUUGAUAUCACCGGCUCGUCAACAAGUAAAGAAUUCGUAGCAACACAUUUUGAUAUAUUCAUCGUUGAUUCUACAGAUCAUACGACUUAUAUGGAAGCAACUUUCAAACGUCGUCUAUAUGAUGAUUAUCUUUUAAUAAAACAAAUUGGAAAAAUACCUUUAAAUCGUAUUCAAGAGUUUUUUCUCCUAUGUAUUUCGCUCAAAAUUUACGAAAUCAACUGGUCCAAAAUAUUUAUAAUCCAAUGUGCAAAAAAAACAAUGGUGCACUUUGGUCGUCGAUAUUAA